This is a messenger RNA of Tribolium madens (black flour beetle), 784 nucleotides long. RefSeq lists its product as uncharacterized. The transcript is spliced from 2 exons. Lineage: Eukaryota; Metazoa; Arthropoda; Insecta; Coleoptera; Tenebrionidae. The record is from RefSeq and is a predicted model, not a curated record. Gene Ontology annotation, biological process: septate junction assembly. Bases 36 to 527 code for a protein of 163 amino acids.
AAGUUACAAAAGACGAAGGGCGUAAAAAAGCCCUAAUGAGAUUUUUCAGUGUAGAUUCUGAUAUAAACGUGACCCCGAAUCUUCAAUCGUCUACAUUUAAUUUCUAUAGUAAGGAUUUCUUUCUGAAGAUUGCUCAAUUGCUAAUUGCCAUUAUUUGUGUGGGAUUGUACACUCAAGGAAUAACAGUCUCGCCGGAGACUGUGGUGUAUGCCUGUUUCCCGAAUGUUGUUUUCGGUAGUUACAUAAUUAUCACUGCUGUUAUUGUAAUAAGCUAUGUUUUCGAACAAGCGAUGCCUAAUGUUAUUGUCAGAGUUUUCCUAUCAGUCGGGAUGAUUUUGUAUUUUAUUUCUGCCACUGUAACGACAACGAUUUGGUUUAGCACAGCGUUUAGCAACUCGGGGUUGGGACUACCCAAAACCCUUCUUUUGCUCCAAGCUUUACUUAGUUAUGUAAACUCGUUUUUGUAUGCCCUAGACCUGGUUUAUAAUAUUCAAAAAGCGGUGGAAUUCCAAGUAGAAGGGUCUUAACUCAAAGUAAUUAAUCAAAAAAUCAAUGGGUCAGACACUAGUCUAAUAACAAAAAUUAUGUAACAGAUAUUUUAUAUAAUAAUAUGUGUCGUUAAAAUAAUAGUCAGUUAAUCAAAAAUUACAAAUUUUGUUAUUGCUAAUCUUAUUUAAGUUUAUAUGGUUAAUACCCCUUGAGGUAGGUAACCAACAAUACACCAAAUAUUUAUUGAAUUAUUCUUUCUAAUUAAAUAUAAUUUAACUUUUGUUCAGAUCCAAUU